AUGCGGGUACAGACAUUGACUGAUGAGUAUUUAUCUCCUGUAAAGCUACCCUCUGUGUAGUAGAUCAAUAAGACUAUAUAAGGAGAGGAUGGGACUAUUUUUGCAAUGAAUCAGUUAAUGAGCAGAGCAAACAUCGGAACAAGUAAUAAGGCUUUUAGAACCUUAUAAAAGAUCACAAAUGAUUAGAGUGAAAGAAAGGAUUUGCAGUUAUUAUAAUAAUGGACUGAUUCUAUGGUGCAGCAGAUUCAAAAGCAGCAUUUUUAUAGUAUAACUGAGUUCUAUGAUAAAAUGGAGUUGAUUUAUUCAGGUUCAAUAGGAUAGCUUUGCCAAUAGUUAUCUGUGAAAUGCAAUGACUAUUCCUAAUUGAUUGAUAAGAUAUGGACUCAAUUUACAGGCACUGUUAAGGAGAUUAUCGAUAAAUAGUCUAGAACAAAUCGUAAAUUGGAAAAGGAGAGUUUAGCUGGAACAAUUAAGAUACAUGAGAGGUACUAGAACUCAAUGACUGAGAAGGUAUAACGAUUGUAAGAAGCAGAAAAAUAAUUGAAGCGUAAUACAGAAUAUGUGGAGAAAUUGAAUAAGGAGAACAAAUAUCUACGCAAGAAGACAAACACAUAUCAAACACAGAUUACAAGUCUUAAUAACGACAUUGAACUGUUGAAAUUGCAAUUACAGGAUCUGAACAAAGAGAACGAGACAUAUAAGUUAUUUUAGUAAGUCAGACAUUCUACUGAGAAUGUGACAGCAGAUUAUGAGGAGGAAUUAUAUAAAGCAAAGAAAGAGAUAUUCGAUGAUUUUAAGUUAGUGUUUGAAGAAUAGACUCGCAAGUUCGAAGAAGCAUAUCAUAAUAAAAUGUUAGAAUUAGAGAGAGGACAUGACGAUAAAGCUUAAAAGGAUGAGAACUUGAUGGAAGAAUACGAAGAGAUUCUCUUUAAAGAUAAAUGUGUUGGCAAUCAUAUGGACUUUGCAGAUUCACAAACAGACACCAUCGAUUUAAUCUAAACCUAGGAUUGUUCCGUUUAAACUAUUCAUUAGAAGAAAAAAAUCUAUGAUUAGGGGACUCAGACUUUGCCUCCUUAAUAAUGUAAUUAAGCUUGUGAAGCAAAUUAUGCAAUUAAUCAAGAUCGAGAGUGUAUUCCCAGGAACAGUGAGGAAUAAACUUAUUUGGAAAUGUCUCGAUAUCCGAUCAAAGCUUUCAUUGAUGACUACUAUCAAUUGUAUAUAGAGAAAGUCGAAAUUGAAAAGAAGACAUUUCCUAAUGUGUUUGAAAGUGUUCUCGACCAACUCAAAUUUAGGUCAUCUUAGUUGUUUAAUAUUAUGAAAAUGAAGGAAGAAUUCUUUUCAGAUGAUUUCUAUGAGAGUUCUUAUUCUGUGUUUGUGUUAUUAACUCAUCACUUUCAAGAUAUCAUUUAAAAGUUGAAGGAUGAAUUGGUUGCUCGUAAAAUUUAGAUCUUUGAAACUCAAAUUGAUUUUAAAUAGGCUGUUCGAUAAAAGAAUUAAAAUCAAAAGAGGUUUGAAAUCCUGAGUAACAAAUACUAAUAGUAAGUCAAGAAUUACAAUUUUAUUGAGAAGCAAUUUAAAUCAAUCUCCAGAUUCAUUCCUCAGUACCAUCAGGAUUAAAUACGUCGUAAGGCCUAAAAACAUAAAAUUCAUUUGGAAUUUCCAAAAGCAUUUUCUCCUAUUCCUAACGCUAUGAUGAUAAGUACUAAUAAUUUAAACAAUCUGAAUCCUCCAGCACAAUAAGCAUUUAUGAAUAGUUCAACCACACUGUUACCUCCUUAACAUUAAAGUACCAGUCCAAAUUUAUUGUUAACUGGAAAUCCUAAAAAUUCAUUUGGAUUCUUUCCCCCAAUGACUCCUCUUGAACACUAAGAAAGUAGCAUACCUUAACGUAAUUCCUUAAUUGAAUUGAGUUGUGAUUCGCCAGAGCCACCUGAGUAGUUUUCACCUCAAAAAACCACAAAUCACAUUAAAUUGUACCUCUUUAAUUAUAUCAAAGUCUUUCCUGAUAAUAAAUUCGAAGAGUCAUCCAGUUCUUCAGAAGAAGAGGUCGAUUUAUCUGAAUGUUUGAAUUCCUGUAAAGAAUCUACUGUCAAUCGAAAAGAAAUUGUUUGUGAAUAGAUGUCCAAGCAAAAAUACUUCGAUUGCAACUCAAACUCUUUUAUAAGAGAUUCAAUAAUUCAGAAGAGAUAAAAUAGAAAAUAUUGUAACUCAAAUUUUGCGUCCUGGUGCUUAAAGUUCAAUAAAUUCAAUUACCCCAUGCACGUCUAAUUAUAUGAGUAUUUUUCUAGUGAGAAUCAAUCAUAACCCUAAAAUGUAUGGUUAGGCAAAGUGGCUAGAGUAAUUAAAUCAGUAAUCUAUUACAAAAGAAAGAAUGACUCAGCCAGACUAUUUCAUGCGAUGUUGGUCGGAGAUUUAAGCUUCCUGAUUUACUUAUAGAUCUUGAGCACUAUUUCAAAUGUAAACUUUUAAGACACUGGUAUUUCAAUUCUACAAUCCCAAUUGGCCGAUCAAAUUAAGAGUGUACAGAGACUGCCUCAAUAUAUUGAUUAUGAUCAAGAGAUCUCCCAUCAUCUAGGACCUAUGUAAGAUAUCAAAAUUCAAGAAUUGCUCCUUAAGUAUUCUAUGAUCUUGCAAAUUUUUGCAGAUGAGGGCGAGAGACUAACUUAGAAUUAAUUCAGAUUGAUUAUGCUUGAACUUGAAAACAAGAAAGACGAACAAUAUUACAUCAACAUGUUUAAUUCUGAAUGUGAUAUAGAAUAAUCAUCUAUACAAUACAUGUCCUUUUAAAGAUUUGCUGUGAUUUGUGAAGAAUUUCAAUUACUAUAGGGAUUGGAAGAAUACUUAGCUAAAAAUGAUGCCUAAUAUUUUAAGGAUACCGAUCUAUGGAAAGUGAGGGAAAUAGAAUUAAAGUUGAUGCUGAUUAGAAGUCAUAAUUAUGAUGCAUCUGAGAGAGAUCUCUUUUUUAGAAUGCACAAACUGCAUCAACCAUCAUAACGCAUAAUAUUGGGGAGGUUCUUGGAAAGAAGAGCCAAAGAGUUAUUACUCUAGAAAUAUACAUUAGAGUGCUUGGCACCAUUUAUGUUACUUUUCGAAUCAUGA
Paramecium tetraurelia is the source of this 3099-nucleotide messenger RNA. RefSeq lists its product as uncharacterized. NCBI's taxonomy places the organism in Eukaryota, Ciliophora, Oligohymenophorea, Peniculida, Parameciidae. The record is from RefSeq and is a predicted model, not a curated record. The transcript has 7 exons.